AUGACAUAUCGAUUUGUCACUUCGAUUCGCGGCAGUCUCUGCAAUUUGAUCUACACCAAGACAUUGGAUCUCAGCAGCACGGCUCUCGACGAGUCCGUGGCGGUAUCGCUCAUGUCCACGGACACCGAGAGUAUCUGCCAAAGCGCCGCAACCUUGCACGAGCUUUGGGCCUCGCCGAUCGAGUCUGCAGUCGCCAUCUUUCUCUUGUACAGGCAGCUUGGCCUUGCCGCGCUGGCCCCGGUCGUUGUAGCAAUCAUUGACACUACUAGCAUGUUACAGCUUGCCCAGUUCAUUGGCAUGGCUAAGAGGAGAUGGAUGAGGGGUAUCCAAACGCGGGUCGAUGUAACGGCUUCUGUCCUCACAUCCAUGAAGGAAGUCAAAAUGCUUGGCUUGUCAGAUAUUGUCGCGAACAUGAUCCAGAACCUCCGCGUCACAGAGCUGGACUUGUCCAAGCAGUAUCGCAGGCUGUUAGCCAUACAGACUUUCAUUGGUAGACUGCCCUUGAGCAAGCGGGAUAAUCAUCCAAGCCAAGACGAUGAGAAAGGAGACACGCUUGUGGCAAUAUCAGGAGCCACUUUUGGCUGGGUUCCCGGAAAGCCAGACAUCCUUAACGACACCACCUUUAAUAUCCGCAGGUCUUGCUUCACCUUCAUCUUCGGGCCUGUGGGCUCGGGUAAGAGCACCCUCAUGAGAGCCAUUUUGGGAGAAGCCCCGCUCCGAGCGGGCUUCAUCCAUGCCGAUCCCGGCAACAUUGCUUUUGUUGGUCAGGAGCCCUGGAUCCAGAACCUGACGAUACGCCAGAAUAUCCUAGGUCGUGUCAGCUACGACGCGGAAUGGUACAGCAAAGUGGUCUACACGUGCGGGUUGGAGCAGGAUAUUGGCGAGCUUCCAGACGGAGAUGCGACGAUGGCGGGCAGCGCGGGUUUUUCGUUGAGCGGCGGCAAAAAGCAGCGGCUCGCCUUGGCCCGAGCCGUCUACUCCAGAGAAAAGAUAGUUUUGUUAGACGAUGUCUUUGCUGGACAGGAUACGGCCACCGAGGAGCACGUCUUCCAGAAUCUUUUUGCCGAGACGGGUCUUUUCCGGCAGAUGAGCAUAACUGUGGUCUGUGUCACGAAUGCCAUCCAUAGACUCGCCUAUGCCGAUCAUGUGGUCGCUCUGGAUUAUCGCCACAAAACUGUUCCAAAGGGCCGAUACGAAAAUGAUGCUGGUCAGAACAGCGACAACUCUGAAUCGGCCGGACAAGUCCUCGGCGAGUUUGCCACAUAUGCAUAUUACUUUGGCUCCGUCCCUGUAUGGCACACCAUACUGUUCGCUUCCCUCAUAAUUCUGUACGCGGGAGGUGAUAAGAUGACGGCACUCGUACUCAGCUUCUGGACGGACACUGGGGAAGAACCCGGCCAAGCCACCAAUGAUUACUACCUUGGGCUCUUCGGAAUGCUCACUGGGCUCGCUGUCUUGGGUAUCACAGGGACCGCUUAUUUCUACCUGGUCGUCAUGGUGCCUUUGAGCUCUGAGGUUCUCCACGCUCGGCUUCUACAUUCCGUCAUGAAUGCCCCUGUGGCCUUCUUCUCGCGCACCGACGUCGGAGUCACCACAAAUCGCUUCAGCCAGGACAUGUCGGUCGUCGACACCGAGCUGCCCUUCGCCUUUGUAGAUUUAUGCGUCAAUUUUUCCCUCAUCAUCAUGUCGGUCAUCCUGAUGUGUGUCUUUUCUGGGUAUUUUGCAGCCACAAUUGUACCUUUUGUGGCUUUUUGCUGGUUGCUGCAAAAGUUCUACGUACGGACGUCUCGGCAGAUCCGACUGUUUGAUCUCGAAGCCAAAUCUCUCCUCUUCACGCAGUUUUUUGACCUUUUCCAGGGCCUGUCCACGGUGCGAGCGUUCGCGUGGGGGCCGCGCUUCAUUGAGCGGUACCUGGACCUUCUCGAUGCCUCGCAAAGACCCUUUUACUUGCUCUUCUGCAUCCAGCGCUGGCUGGGCCUCCUACGGGCGCAGCUGUCGGCGCACGGCCACGUCAUCAUCAAGGAUCUUGUGGCCUCAUACGAUGCGCGCAGCGGCGGCGAGCCCGUCCUGCGCGGCGUUAGCCUCGGCAUUCCCGCCGGUGCCAAGGUCGGCAUCUGUGGCCGCAGCGGGAGCGGCAAGAGCUCGCUCUUGGGCUGCACUCUGCGCCUCCUCGAAGUCGGCCCCGGCUCGCGCAUCACCAUCGACGGGGUCGGUAUCACGACGCUACCACAGCAGACUGUGCGCGCUGCAGUGGCUGUUGUGCCGCAACACCCUUUCUUCUUGAAGCAUACGAGCCUCCGCGACAAUCUUAUCGUCCUUCACCGACAGCAGCAGCAAACCGACGACGACAAGAUCCUCCAAGUCCUGCGCCGGCUCAAGAUGGACGAUAUCGUGGAUCGCCUGGGCGGCCUAGACAGCCUACUGGACGCCGAUCAGCUCUCGCAGGGCCAGCGCCAGCUCCUGUGCAUUGCCCGGGCUAUGCUGGCGGACAAACGGAUCAUCCUAAUCGAUGAGGCCAGUAGCAACGUCGACGAGCGGUCCGAGCGGCUCAUAAGGGAUAUCAUGCGCGAGCAGUUUGCCAGCUGCACCGUCAUUGCCGUUGCGCAUCGCCUCGGUGCUGUCGUCGACUUCGAUCGUGUUGCUGUCAUGGGCGGUGGUCGGCUCUUGGAAUGGGAUAGUCCUCAUGCCCUCCUGAAACGGGAUAGCGAGUUUAAGAGGCUUUGGCAUCUUGGGGGGAGUUAA
This is a messenger RNA of Penicillium taxi, 2742 nucleotides long. RefSeq lists its product as uncharacterized. The record is from RefSeq and is a predicted model, not a curated record. Gene Ontology annotation, biological process: transmembrane transport. The transcript is spliced from 6 exons. Gene Ontology annotation, cellular component: membrane. The coding region runs from base 1 to 2742 and encodes 913 amino acids. Gene Ontology annotation, molecular function: ATP binding; ABC-type transporter activity; ATP hydrolysis activity. NCBI's taxonomy places the organism in Eukaryota, Fungi, Ascomycota, Eurotiomycetes, Eurotiales, Aspergillaceae.